This is a messenger RNA of Nicotiana tabacum (common tobacco), 2062 nucleotides long. The record is from RefSeq and is a predicted model, not a curated record. Lineage: Eukaryota; Viridiplantae; Streptophyta; Magnoliopsida; Solanales; Solanaceae.
GAAAAUAGUAUACAUGCCUAUUAUAAAUAGUAGUUGCAUAUAGAAUACAACUUUAUUCUCAACAAACAUGACAACUUUGAAAAUCACCAAAAAGCAUCACAAACAUUUCAACAAUCCUUUCCCUGCCAACCCAAAGACUCUCCCAUUGAUAUAUGGAACUUUGAUCUUGAAUUUUCAGAAACUGCCUUCUUCACAUCAGAUCUACACCAUUGGAAAAGAUUUCCAGUUGAGUUGGUCUUCAAAAGAUGGAGGAUUUCUUUCAAUCUCUCACAAGUCUGAGCCAGCAAGGUCCCUGUGGUCCACAAUCCCUAGAGAAGCUUUCAUUUCUGCAGCUAUUGCUGAAACUGAAGUCGAAGAAAGUAGAGGUUCAUUCCUGAUCAAAGAUAAACAUGUUCAUUUCGUAUGUAAUCACCAAACCAUUGAAGAGAUAAACAUCAUAAACCAAUCUGAUAUCACUACGUCCUCACACGAUCAAGAUCAAUUUUUGCCAAAGAAUUCCCAGUUUCCUGUUUUGAUGAUCACAGGGAAAGUUUAUGGUGUCAAUAAAACAAAGAAGGUUAGAUUUCCAAGACGAAAAGAGUUGAUGGAAUCUUCAGAGAAAGAAACUUCCACUUCUGCAAGAUAUUGGCUUCUGUUUGAUCAAAAAAACUGUAAUCAACUUGGUUUCCAAGUGAGAAUUGGAAAACCAGAUUUACAACUUCCACAGAGAGUUUCUCCAAGAAGUUACAGAAGCUUUUCUCUAAAAUUUGGUCGAAUUCGGAGACGUAGAGCUGGGUGGUUUGGAUUUCUGUCAAGAAAAAAAACUGUCGCUGAGGAGAACGUGGUGAUGAAAAGUGCCGGAGUUAGUGAUUUCAAUAGGAUUUGUUUAACAUAUGCAAGUGAAAGAAAUGAGAGAUUCUUUGGUUUCGGCGAGCAAUUUUCUCAUUUAGACUUUAAAGGAAAGAGGGUCCCCAUUUUUGUUCAAGAACAAGGGAUUGGAAGAGGCGAUCAACCUAUUACCUUUGCAGCUAAUUUAGUUAGCUACAGGGCAGGGGGGGACUGGAGCACAACUUAUGCUCCUUCACCAUUCUACAUGACAUCAAAGAUGAGGUCACUUUACUUGGAGGGUUAUGACUAUUCAGUGUUUGAUCUAACAAGAGAUGAUAGAAUUCAAAUACAGUUACAUGGGAACUCAUUUGAAGGUCGGAUACUGCACGGCAACUCACCUUGUGAGCUCAUUGAACAUCUCACAGAAAGCAUUGGAAGGCCCCCACCUCUUCCAGAAUGGAUUAUUUCUGGUGCAGUGGUGGGAAUGCAAGGUGGCACGGACACCGUCCGCAGUAUUUGGAAUGAAAUGCAAAGAUAUGAUGUCCCAGUAUCAGCAUUCUGGUUGCAGGAUUGGGUAGGGCAGAGAGAGACAGUCAUUGGGUCACAACUUUGGUGGAAUUGGGAAGCAGAUGAAACUAGAUACUCAGGAUGGCAACAACUAAUUCGAGACCUUAAUAUGAAACAUAUCAAAGUGAUGACAUAUUGCAAUCCUUGUCUGGCUCCGAUGGAUAAAAAGCCAAAUAUAAGGAGACACCAUUUUGAGGAGGCAAAGAAGUUGGAUAUCUUAGUGAAAGACAAGAAUGGGGAACCAUAUAUGGUGCCCAAUACAGCAUUUGAUGUAGGGAUGCUGGAUUUGACACAUCCACAUACCGCGAAUUGGUUUAAGCAGAUUCUGCAAGAAAUGGUAGAUGAUGGAGUGAGAGGAUGGAUGGCAGAUUUCGGCGAAGGCCUGCCAGUGGAUGCCUGCUUGUAUUCAGGCGAAGAUCCAAUUGCAGCACAUAAUAGAUAUCCUGAAUUAUGGGCAAAACUCAACAGGGAAUUUGUGGAUGAAUGGCGAAGCACACAUGUAGGCCAAGAAAGAGAAGAUCCAGAGGAGACUUUGGUUUUCUUCAUGAGGGCUGGUUAUAGGGAUACUCCUAAGUGGGCAAUGCUAUUUUGGGAGGGAGACCAAAUGGUGAGUUGGCAAAAAAAUGAUGGUAUCAAGAGUGCAGUGGUUGGCUUGCUUAGCGGAGGACUUUCAGGAUAUGCUCUUAAU